AUGGAGAAGAUCUGGCACCACACCUUCUACAACGAGCUACGUGUUGCCCUUGAAGAACACCCAGUCCUGCUCAUAGAGAGUCUGGCCAUGACCUGA
Molecule: messenger RNA, 96 nt
Organism: Staurois parvus
Lineage: Eukaryota; Metazoa; Chordata; Amphibia; Anura; Ranidae
Source: the annotation of a GenBank genome assembly